AUGGAGACGAGACGGAGUUUACGAAUCAGAGGAGGAAACGCCUCGAAGGAAGAACCCAGGAGGGGAAGCAAAUGCAUAGCGAAGGAGGACCCCCAAACGAAGGGGGGGAGCAAAACGAAAGGGGAUGCAAAGAAAGGCACUAGUGGAGGGGCGAACAAGGACUCAAAGAAAGGGGCAAAUGUAGGACAUGUAAAGGAAGAGAAGGGGAAGAAGAUCUCCCAUAGUGACAAAAAUAAAAAGGACUUUAAAAAAAAUGCGGGAGGGAAGCAUGGGCAAGGGGAGAUGGAAGAGGUUGCCGAGCAAGACCUGUCGAAUGGAACAAACGAAUUAGAGGAACUCCCCAAAAAGGGAAGCAAAACAGGGAAGGAUGCUUCCAUUCGUGUGGAAGCCACGAAGGGGAAGAAGUCACUAGAGGAGGUAAACCAAAUCAAGACAGCAGAUGCAGAGAGUGAAUGUACCGAUGUGACAUUAGUGAAUAAUAGAAGAAGUGAGAGGAAUGUGAAGGGAGGGGGAAUGCUAUUAAGGAAGCAGAGCAGUGGCACGAACGAGAACGACGGUGGGAAUUGCGCAACGACCAGGAGCAGGAAGGGAAAGGAGGUGACAGGAGGCACCUCUGGGUGUGGCAUUAAAGGAGUGAAGGAGGAAGAUGGGGGGGACCACCACUCCCUGAGGAGGGGGAAAUCGAAAGAGGGACCCAGGCAAAACGAUUCCGUUAAGAGAGAAGACCAAGGGGGGGGUGGAGGUAAAGGUGGGAAAGGAGGCAGUACUAAGGGGAAGGCUGCAGGGGAGGUGAUCCAACCGGGUGGGGCCACCCCAAGAAAAGGAUCUCCAGGUAGGGGCUCCCCUGAUAAGGGCGCUCCAGGUAGGGGCUCUACAGGUAAGGGUUCUACAGGUAAGGGCUCUGCAGGUAAGGCCUCUCCAGGUAAGGGUUCCCGAGGUGGAAGUUCCCCAAGUAAAGACUCACCCGAUUUGAGAAGCCUCGUCGACCAGAAGAAAAGCGCCGCCAACGCGAAGAGAGCGAAAGGGACAUCCCUCCCCAUCAAAGUAAAAAUGAAAGGAGACUCGACGGUCAGUAAGGCAGUCGGCAAGACAAGCGACACGGUAGUCGAGGCGACAAAUGAGAAAAGCGCACACACCGCUUCAUCCAUCAGUGUGAAUAAUUCCCUUUCGGGUGAGAAUGCCUCCCCGCAAGGAAAGGGAAAGUGGAAGGGGAAUCGGAAGGGAGGAGCGGGAGACGAACCCAUCCCAGCUAGCCAUCUCAUAAAAAAUAUGGAUUCAGAAGAAGUCGAAAGUAACAGAGCCAGAUGUAGCAGCAACAGGAGUAGCACAGUUGGAUGGAACGAACAGUUAGGUGCAGCAGUCUCACCCAUCGGAGGAGCGAAUCAAGGAGGAGCGAAGCAAGGAGGAGCGAAGCAUGGAGGAACGGAGCAAGGAGGAACGAAGCAAGGAGGAGCGAAGCAAGGAGAAUCCCAGUCAUCAAUCAACCGAAGCAUUAAAAGAAGGCUGUCCCAAAUUAUUGACGUCAUGAAGAAGAAGCAAGUGUUUCAACGCAUUGGGGAUCAGGACGAACAGUAUAGAAUCCAAUUUGAAGAACAGGAGUCAGUCGGGAUAGGCAGCCAAGCAGGGAUAGGCAGCCAGGCAGGGGGGGGUGUCAUUAAAGGAGAAGGAAAUAGAGAAAAGGGAAAAGAAACCACAGAUGCAAAGGGAGAAAAGAGUAACAACUGGCCCUUCUUGCAGAGAGUGAACUUAGACGUAAUUUACAACAAACUGCAUUAUGAUUUUUACAAAGGAGAGGACGACUUCCAUCGAGAUAUGUUGAUCAUAUUUGACAGAAUCAAACUAGCCAUAGAAAUGGAGAAGAACCCGAAGGAAAAACAGAAUCUGUACCAACUUAGAUGCAACGCUUGGAAGACCUACGAGGGGGAGUUCUACAAGUUGCUUCUCUCCAUGAGAGGAACAAAAGAGGCCAAAAGAUUUUCCGCCACACAGAAGGAGCUACGUGAACAGGAGGAGAAGUCCUUGGCGCAGCUGCUUUUGGAGUCAAACAGGAUAGAAUUGGAGGCGGAGAAGGCAAAGAAGGGGAAGACCCUACCCAAGUCGAAGGGGAGUGGCAGUGGUGCUGAGCAGCUGUUGGAGGAGGCUCGCCCUGCCGGCGGCAGGACUGACCACGACCAAACUCAGAAGAGGCUAAGCUCGUCAUCCUUUAGCGUGGAAGCAAGUAGCCUCCUCGGGGGGAAGAAGCCCGCUGAGGGGAGCCAUACGCCCUUCAGGGUUCGGCUGCGCCUGGGGAGCUUCACCCUGGACGACGAUGUGACGGUGAGCAAGGGGGACGAGGAUAAUCGGAGCGGGGGGGCCAGCCUGAGGGUUAGCGGCACGAGUUGUGCCAGUUCGCCCGAGAAGGGGCGCGCGGUAGAAGCGGGAGUAGAAGCGGGAGUAGAAGCGGGAGUAAAAGAGGGAGUAAAACCCGGAGUAGCAGGCGGAGUAGCAGCCGGAGCAGCAGCCGGAGUAGCAUCCGCAGUAGCAGCGGUAGAACCGCUAACCGAGGAGUGGAAGAAACUAAUCAGGGACCACGUGCUGCAGAGCCUGACGAGAGACAGCAGCACGGCGUUGUACUUCACCACCCCGGUGCUGGAGGACAAAAAUUUAAGUGACCAAAUUAAGAACGAAUAUAAAAAGAAAAUAAAGAAGCCUAUGGAUUACACCACUCUGUCGAGAAACUUGGCCCUUGGGGUCUACCAUAGUCCAUCGGAGUUCAACAAGGACUUGAGGUUGAUCUUUCAAAAUUGCUUCGAUUUCAACCCUGACAUAUUACAGAAUCAGUACAUUAUAGGCGCGGCGAAACGAGGACAGGAGAGGUCAUCAAAUCUGUGGCGGAAGUGGGAAAGGAGGAUUAUUGAGGCGUACGAGCAGGGAGGCUCCGCGGGGAGGGAAGCAAGUCAGGCGGGAAAGGAAGCAAGUCAGGCUGGAAGAGGAGCGAGUCAGGCGGUGAAGGAGUCGCCUACCACGCCCACCACGCCUACCAAGUCUACCACACCUACUGGGCCUGCCGUGCCUGCCGUACCUACCUCGUCUCUUAGUCCGGAGAGCUACGUCGAAUUCUUCAAAGGAAUAACGAAGAAGAAGAAAAAGUUUAGUUGUAUAUACUCGAUGUGGGUGGAGUACCUCCUGGCGAACCGCGUCAGCUUUGAGCAGCUGUGCGACAUGAGGGGCAUAAACUGGAAGGCCCUAAACGAGAAGAGCCAAAUGAAGAUUUCGAACCCGCGAGAGGUGAACCUCCACCUGUUCAAGAAGCUGAAUAAUCGGAGCCUGCCGUUUUAUGUGUUCAGGGAGGAGUACCAGGCUGCGUUGAGGGAACGUCGCGAGGAGUUGAGGAGGAUGGAGAAGCCGGAGGGGGGGGAGAAGUUGCAGGAAUUGGAGAAGCUGGACGAGGGGAUCGGAGGAGACAGCGCCGCGAUGGACAGGGACGCCAUGGACGGGGACGCGAUGAAGAGUGCCGUGAUGAACAGGGACGCCAUGGACAGUGCCGCGAUGAACAGCGCCGUGAUGGAAAACCAGCAAGACGCAAAUUUCAAAAUACUGCUGAAGGACCACCGCACGUGCAACCACAAGCAGAAGUGGAGGUCCCGUGAAGGACGAGUUCCGAAAGAACCCACUUUGAAGCCGUUUAGAAGCAGAAAGCGUAGAAUCAAUAAUGCCAUUUUUUUUGAUGAGGAUGUAUUCGAUAAUUACUUGGAGGGGAAAAGGAGCUGCGUGGUGAAGUGCGCGCACAAUGUCUUCCUUGCCGACUGCUUCUACUACCGCAGUGUUGUGCAGAGCUUGGGGGAUUUCAUGGCGGAGGGGGGGGAAGACAUGAGAGGAGUGGGAACGAAGGAGGAAGGCAUGAGAGGAGUGAACCCGAAGGAGGAAGACUUGGGCGGAGUGAACCCGAAGGCGGUAGACAUGAGGGAAGUGAACCCGAAGAAGGAAGACUUGGGCGGAGUGGAAACGAGGGAGGAAGACUUAGGCGGCGUGAACGAGAAGAAAGAAGGCAUGAGAGGAAACCACCCGACGGAGGUCAUCAUCUCGCGCGAGGCUGCCACCCCCAAGGCGAACAGAAUAACCUUCCGUGUGCGAGCGGUGAGCGAGAAGAAGCGGGCCCAGAGAGCCCUCUGCAAAGGGUUCGAGGAGAGCCCCGAGGGGGAAGAAGAAAUGGAUGCGUCGUGGGGAUACGCCAGCUAG
Messenger RNA from Plasmodium cynomolgi strain B, 4218 nucleotides. RefSeq names its product bromodomain protein. The coding region runs from base 1 to 4218 and encodes 1405 amino acids. The record is from RefSeq and is a predicted model, not a curated record. Gene Ontology annotation, cellular component: NuA4 histone acetyltransferase complex. Gene Ontology annotation, molecular function: protein binding. The transcript has 2 exons. NCBI's taxonomy places the organism in Eukaryota, Apicomplexa, Aconoidasida, Haemosporida, Plasmodiidae.